AUGGCGCGGGAUCGCUUGUCCUCUCCUAGCGAGACGCAGUCGGCAGUAGUAAUUGAAGAAAACGGGAUGGACGAGCUAAGGAAGGACUACAGUUAUACCUCUUCGACAGAGAUCACUCGAGAGAAGUCCCUCACUUCCAUUCGCAGCGAUGUUGAACGCGUGGGACCGGAGCCUCUGGUGGCCAACAUGGAGGAAAUGGCACUCAAAGCACUCCAUGUUGAUGACGACCCUACACUGAACCCCUGGACGUUCAGAGUUUUCUUUCUCGGUAUUGGGCUGUCUGCCUUUGGUUCAGCGCUAGGGACCAUCUUUUUAUUCAAGCCCCAGAGUGUGUCUGUGUCGAUAAUUUUCCUCACGGUCAUAUCCUAUGUUGGAGGAGUUGCUCUCGAGGCCAUCGUUCCCCAGAAGGGGUUCAUUGGCAGAUGGUUUAACCCCCAUGCGUUCAACUCUAAGGAGCACCUUGCCAUUGUAAUCAUGUCGAGCAGUGCAAGUGGGGCGGCCUAUGCGACAGAAGUUCUGGCAGCGCAAAAGCUUUAUUGCAACGAGGGGCUUGGGCUCCUGUCACUAUGUUUCGACUGGCAGUACGUUGGCACAUCAUGCUUCUACCUGCCACUCCAGACUCUCACCAACGGCUUCAUUGGGUACAUAGGCUGCAUCGGCCUAUUCCUCGGGAUGUACUAUGGCAAUGUCUGGAGCGCAAUCAAGUUCCCUUUUCUAUCCCAACAGCUUUUUUCGACCAACUCGACCUCGACCCUUUUUGAGAUAUACAACCAGUCCGCGAUCCUGGACUCAAAUUUCGAGCUGGAUAGGAACGCAUUGGAAGCACAGGGCUUACCGUUCUUCUCCGCUACGAAUGGGGCUUAUCUGCUGACCACAAACCUGGGCAUCACCGCAACUAUAACUCAUAUCAUAUUAUGGAACCGUGAUGCGGUCCGCAGCGCCUUUGAUUUCGAUUUCAAGUCCACUUUGACUUACAUCAAACGCCCAAGCCUCCUAUGGCAAAGGAAAUCCGCACCGGUUUCUGAAACAGGACUUGAUCCUCACUACCGCUUGAUGCUUGUGUACAAAGAAGUACCUGCUUGGUGGUAUAUCCUCAUCCUCCUCGUGUCCACGACUACAGGCAUUGCCUGUAUCUACGUUCUCGGAUCGACGCUCCCAUGGUGGGGUUUUAUCAUUGCCGUAACUCUUUCGUUCCUCGGCACACUGUUCUUUGGCGCAAUGUCAGGUCUUCUCGGAUUCCAGGUGCCGAUCACAUCGCUUAUUCAACUCAUCGGGGGAUAUCUGCACCCUGGAAAGCCCGUGGCCAAUAUGUUCUUCGUGUUAUUUGGGGCAAAUGCCCAGGCUCAGGCUUUGGGGCUGGUUGGAAGCCUCAAGCUUGGACAGUACGGAAAGUUGAGCCCGAGGUGCACUUUCACUAUGCAAAUCAUCGGCACAUUGUUUGGUGCUGUGAUCAAUUAUAUCCUUAUGACCAUCAUUACAGAGAACCAACGAGAAAUCCUUCUGUCCAUACAAGGGACAAACAUCUGGUCAGGCCAGGUGAUACAAUCUUUCAACUCCAACGCAAUUGCAUUUGGAGCUCUUUCUGAGUUCAUGUUCUCCAUCGGGCGUACCUACACGUGGAUUGUCCUCGCACUGCCUCUUGGCUUCGUUUUCCCAUUGCCUUUCUAUUUCCUGCAUCGUCGUUUCCCGACAUUUGGCUUUGACUAUUUCGUCACGCCGGUGCUAUUGUGGUAUCUCGGUUACCUUUCCGUGGGCAUAAACUCGUCCGUUGGCAUCUAUUUUGCCAUUGGCUUCUUUGUUCAGUUCUGGCUCCGGAAGAAGCAUCCCGAGUGGUUCAUCAAAUACAACUACUUGCUGGCUGCAGCAAUCAGCGGCGGCACCGAAAUGCUGGUAUUCAUCUCUACUUUCGCCUUGCAGGGUGGCAGUGGAAAGGCUGUUCAGUUCCCUGCCUACUGGGGAAACAAUUUCCAGUCAGGCAACCCUGACUAUUGUGCUCUGAACCCGGCCUUAGGCGGAUGA
This is a messenger RNA of Diaporthe citri, 2019 nucleotides long. RefSeq lists its product as uncharacterized. The record is from RefSeq and is a predicted model, not a curated record. NCBI's taxonomy places the organism in Eukaryota, Fungi, Ascomycota, Sordariomycetes, Diaporthales, Diaporthaceae. The coding region runs from base 1 to 2019 and encodes 672 amino acids. The transcript has 9 exons. Gene Ontology annotation, biological process: transmembrane transport. Gene Ontology annotation, molecular function: oligopeptide transmembrane transporter activity.